CCAUUAUUUGAGCUGUCUCUGGAAAAUGGAAACAACCAUUGCUGCUACUCCUAGUACUGUUUAAAUUUUAGACUCUUUUUUUUUUUGGGGGUCUUUAUUAAUUUAAUUUUCCAUUUCCGCUUUUGGGGAAGAUUUCAAACUGUGGCACCACCCCGCUCUCUUCAGUCUCCCACACACUCCACAGCUGAGGCUGAGACGCUCUCUUCUUCACAAUAUAAUCCUCCACUACCAGCCUUCCCUUCCCUGUUCCUCUGCUCUUUUCAUUUCCCAUUUCCAAUUUCUCAGCAUUGCCGGCGAAGGGAGGAGCUCGCAGGGAGGCGCAGUACAAUGAGCAGUGUGUCAAUUUGAAGUUUCGUGCUUCAACACUUCCUCUCAAGGCAAAGCAACAUGAACAAGGAAAAUAGAAAUGAUGCCAAAGUUGAAGAGCCCGCUGUCCGGAUUACCAGAGCACGCGCCAGAGCUUCUGGGGCUUCGGCAGGUGUGUUACCGGCCUCGAAACCUUCCUUCAAACAUGAGCAGAAGCGUGUCACCAAAGUAAGUUCAAAGAGACCAGCUUCAGAAGAGAACAAAAUGGGGGGUGGUGUUCAGUGUAAGAAGAGGACCGUGCUGCAAGAAGUGACCAACAUCUUAACUGAGCAUUCAGACGCUAACAGCACCAAUGCAACUAGAGCUCAGGCCAGCAAGCAAACUAGAAGAUGUCAGUCAAAGAAAAAUUCCAAGGUGGCUACUGACUUUCCUGUGGGAGCUCCAGAGGUUGAACAAGAGAAUAGGAAAACAAAACUGGUGGAGGAACCUUCAAAGUCCAGGAAGGCAGAAGCUCAAGGGAUUAAUCAGACAGAAAUGUUAGAUGUAAAGCAGCCAUGCAGGGUUCCUGUUCAAGUAAAGAACAAUGCAGAAAAUGCUGUCCUCCCAACAUGUCCUUCCACCAGACCUGCUGAGCGUGAAAAUAAAGGUCAAAGGAGUGAGUAUGAGCUUUCAGAAAGAAGAUGCCUGCAAUAGUCUAGGCAUAGCGGACAUUGAUUCUGACUCAAAAGAUCCUCAAGACUGCAGUCAAUAUGCUCCUGAAAUCUAUAAACAUAUGCUUGUUACAGAGCUUGACCAUAGGGCGCCAGCUAAUUAUAUGGAGACCUUGCAGAGUGAUGUCACUGCAAACAUGAGAGGAAUACUAAUUGACUGGCUUAUAGAGGUUGCUGAAGAAUAUAAGCUUGUUCCAGAUACCCUUUACCUUACUGUUAACCUCAUUGACCGAUCUCUCUCCCAAAUUUAUAUCGAGAAACAAAGACUCCAACUACUUGGUGUGACAUGCAUGCUAAUCGCAUCAAAAUAUGAAGAAAUCUUGGCUCCACAGGUAGAAGAGUUCUGCUUCAUCACUGAUAAUACUUACAAAAGAGAAGAGGUAUGUAAAGAAUGCAGAUAUUCUGUCUUAUUAUGUUUCACAUUUGAACUGCAUUGGACCCUGCGACACCGGAUAAUACUGAAGCUGCUAAUGUGUCUGCAGGUAUUGAAAAUGGAUCCUUGUCUCGAACUGGAGUACUUGGCAAAUUACCUAGCAGAGUUGACUCUUGUUGAAUAUGACUUUAUAAAGUUCCUUCCUUCUUUAAUUGCUGCAUCUGCUGUGUUUCUGGCCAGAUGGACACUCAAUCAGUCAGUUCACCCCUGGAAUCCAACUCUAGAGCAUUACACUAAUUACAGGGCACCAGAGCUUAGAAGUACAGUACUGGCACUGGAAGAUCUGCAGCUCAACAUUAGUCGUUGUCCCCUCAAUGCCAUACGCGAAAAGUAUAGACUGCAGAAGUUCAAGAGCGUGGCCGAUUUGUCAUCUCCAGAACGAGUUCAAUCGCUGUUCGAAUGAUGAUAGGUGACCAUCUAGGUCUCUACAUCCUUAAACUUCACUGAAGAUGAUCCUGAUUUCCAACUGCAGUAACUUGUCAUCCAACUAGAGUUGGAUUUGUUCUUUCCUUUUAACUUAAUUUCACUCAAGUUACUAGUCAUAAGGUAAUGUCUAAUCUAAGUUAGUUCUGGUCCUUCCAGACCAAGUAAAGAUGAUCUCAUGAAGCAUACCACAAUAGGGGAAAUUAUAUACUUGGUAGGGGGCAUAGAGAGGAAUAAAGUUUCAGACUUUUGAGGUAAGGGAGGUGAGAUAUUGUAGAGAAGAGAGAAUCUGAGAUAAAUUUCUCAGGCCAUUUGUACUUUGUAUCUAAAAACCUUGUGAAUUUGUUCAGCCAAUCUAUGAUGUUUAUUGUACACAGUUUCAAAUGGCCAUUGGUAUUAAGGGAAUGCAUGCAUAAAUAAUCUUGUAAUGGAGUGUCCUG
Linum tenue is the source of this 2312-nucleotide messenger RNA. The record is from the annotation of a GenBank genome assembly. Lineage: Eukaryota; Viridiplantae; Streptophyta; Magnoliopsida; Malpighiales; Linaceae.